Messenger RNA from Ictidomys tridecemlineatus (thirteen-lined ground squirrel), 4752 nucleotides. RefSeq names its product opioid receptor kappa 1 (gene Oprk1). The record is from RefSeq and is a predicted model, not a curated record. Gene Ontology annotation, cellular component: plasma membrane; neuron projection. NCBI's taxonomy places the organism in Eukaryota, Metazoa, Chordata, Mammalia, Rodentia, Sciuridae. Gene Ontology annotation, biological process: neuropeptide signaling pathway; G protein-coupled opioid receptor signaling pathway; sensory perception of pain. Gene Ontology annotation, molecular function: neuropeptide binding; dynorphin receptor activity.
GCCUCGGGCGGGAGCCAGAGCCCAGCUCUCAGCCAGCGGGUACCCAGCGCCUGGCCUCAUCCAACCUGCUUCCAGUCCCCCUAAACUGCCUCCAGUAGUGGGAGCCCCGCACUGAGCAGGAGAAACUGGGACCGUGUUUGGCAAAACGCGCUCUACUCAGAGCGUCAGAGAGGUCCAAGAGCCAGUGACGCGGGGCGACAGGUGCACACAGACCCCGAAGGCUGAGCCAGACCUGGGAACACGCGGUUCCACAGCGACUACUUCGUUUGCCAACGGGAACAAGAGCCGCGCAGGUGCCCACCUUUCCUCGACCUCCAGCUGCAGCCGCCCCGCAAUGGAGACACCGGUCCAGAUCUUCCGUGGGGAGCCAGGCCCCACCUGCGCCCCCAGCGCCUGCCUGCUCCCCAACAGCAGCGCUUGGUUCCCCGGCUGGGCCGAGUCAGGCAACGGCAGCGCCGGCUCCGAGGAAGCUCAGCUGGAGCCCGCGCACAUCUCCCCCGCCAUCCCCGUCAUCAUCACCGCAGUCUACUCGGUGGUGUUCGUCGUGGGCUUGGUGGGCAACUCGCUGGUAAUGUUCGUGAUCAUCCGAUACACAAAGAUGAAGACAGCGACCAACAUCUAUAUAUUUAACCUGGCUUUGGCGGAUGCUUUAGUUACUACCACCAUGCCCUUCCAGAGCACUGUCUAUCUUAUGAAUUCUUGGCCUUUUGGGGAUGUGCUGUGCAAGAUAGUCAUUUCCAUUGACUACUACAACAUGUUUACCAGCAUAUUCACUCUGACCAUGAUGAGUGUGGACCGCUACAUAGCUGUGUGCCACCCUGUGAAGGCUUUGGAUUUCCGCACACCCUUGAAGGCAAAGAUCAUCAAUAUCUGUAUUUGGCUCCUGUCAUCUUCUGUUGGCAUAUCUGCAAUAGUCCUUGGAGGUACCAAAGUCAGAGAAGAUGUGGAUGUCAUCGAGUGCUCCUUGCAGUUCCCCGAUGAUGACUACUCCUGGUGGGACCUCUUCAUGAAGAUCUGCGUUUUCGUCUUUGCCUUUGUGAUCCCCGUCCUCAUAAUCAUUGUCUGCUACACCCUGAUGAUUCUGCGCCUGAAGAGUGUCCGACUGCUUUCCGGCUCCCGAGAGAAAGACCGUAACCUGCGCCGGAUCACCAGGCUUGUCCUGGUGGUGGUGGCCGUCUUCAUCAUCUGUUGGACCCCCAUUCACAUUUUCAUCCUGGUGGAGGCUCUGGGUAGCACUUCCCACAGCACAGCCGCCCUCUCCAGCUAUUACUUUUGCAUUGCCUUGGGUUACACCAACAGCAGCCUGAACCCCAUCCUCUAUGCCUUUCUUGAUGAAAACUUCAAGAGGUGCUUUAGAGACUUCUGCUUUCCCAUCAAGAUGAGGAUGGAGCGUCAGAGCACGAGCAGAGUCAGGAAUACAGUCCAGGAUCCCACUUACAUGAGGGAUGUGGAGGGGAUGAAUAAGCCAGUAUGACUAGUCGUGGAGAUGUCUUCCUACGGUUCUCCAGGAAGAGAAGAGUUCAACGAUCUAGGAUUUACCCAGAUUACCACUGCAGUCUGAGAGGAGAAGAUGGGUUUUUUAUAAACAUUUAGAAAUUUCAUGGUUUGAAGGUGCAGGCUGCAUGAGAAACCCAGUCAGUGGAAAUAUCCAAGGCUGUAGGGAUGGAGGAUGAAGGGUCCAAGGCACAAAUGCAACUCUUCUCUACAGCAGGCAAGCAAGGCUGAUUCCCAGUUCCUUUGAUGAACAAAGAAAUAGGAAUUUUUCUUCCGGUUUCCUAAAUUUAGUUCAAUCCCCAUUUGCUGUGGCCUUUCUAUGCAAUGUGGCUUCAAAGCUCUAUUUAGGAAAAAAUAAAUAAAAAGAAAAAAAUUACCCUAAAACAUUAGCUUCAGAACUGAGUAGCAUCCAAUUCAGAUGUUCAACAUGGACAGCAACAAUCUAAAAAAAGAAUGAGAACCAUUUUCAGUGCCUAGCUAACUUUCUGCUGGGUAGACCCAUAUUCAUGUGGCUCUAUGGAAAAAAUUCCACCAAAGUAGGAAUUGGGCCCACAAAUGAGGCAUCUGAUAAUCACAUAUGACAGAACAUUGUCUUAACAUUUAAGAACUUAUUUAAACAUGCAAAAUGUGGCUCUCUGUUAACAUAGACUAAUAUCUUGAAAACUACAAUUGCUGACUUUUGUUUUGUUUUAGCAUGCUAUUCAGAUAAAUAAUAUUCUGAUAAAGCAUGCAUUGAUAUAAAAAACAUAAAGUGGUUUAAAUGCCACCAGAAGUGUAUAUGAUUUCGUCUGUAAAUAAUAGUCUAUGUUGAAACAAGCAAUGGGCUUCCUUUUCAGCCAGGACAUUUCCCAGGAGCACACUAAUGAUAUCCCUUGCAUUCUUAAGAGUUGAUACUGACACAUUUUGCUGCAACAUAAACUAGUCUCUGGAAGUCAGUCAUGAGGGAUUUCUUUCAGACUCCUGAACACCAUUUAGUCCUUUAACCAUGCUCGUAACACAUGUGUUAACAAAUUCCCCAAACUUUAACUCACUCCCAGGUUGUAAACCUUGGCAGGAUCUAUUGUAUUUGUGGAAUCUCUUUGUGGAUAUAUAGGUAUCACCAGAUUCUCUCUAUUCAUGGAAGGUAAGGUGUUUUGAUUAUGUGCAUCUCAAGGUAUUAUUUGUGGCUUUCAGCAGGGAGUAAAAUUGUUCCUAAAUGUGUGCUGAACAGGGACAUUAUGUCACUCAGGGUUCCUGGAAAUAAGUUGCAUGGUGUUCUGUGAAGGGCAUGCCUGCUGAGGAUACUGCCAUAAGCAGUGUAUUUAGGAUAAUUUUGCUAAAACUUCCAAAUGACAUAUAAAUUCUCUCUUUCCCCCUGAAACUUAUGGUUUCAGAGAUAAUGGCUUUUUCUGUAAUUUGCCUGGAGAGAAGAAAGGGAUAAUUUAGAAAUGACACCCAUCUCGAAACCUGUAUCUUAUGAGGGCAGCACCUUUUGGAAUUUACUAGGAGAAUUUAAUGUGUCACCCCGUAUAACUGUAGGUUAUUACUACAUCUAGACUUUUGUUCACUUUAUGCUUUCUCUCUAGCAUAUAUUCCCCUUCCUUCUGGAAACCUACCCUUGCACUAAAGGUUUUACCCAUGGCUUCAUAGUUGUAGUUUGAUCAUGUUUGUGUCCAUUCUAGAUCUGAGCACCCAUGGUGUAAGGCAAUGUGGAAGAUAUUUUUCCUAAUGAAAAUGAAGAGAGCUUUUGAACAUUUCUGAAAUUGUAUUGAAAAUUCCUAGGUGCUCCUGUAUCCUUGUAACUGGAUGUAGAUGAUUAUUGAUUGAUGUGAACACAGUAUUUAAAAAUCCUGGCUACCAAACAUUGCUUAGGAUGUCUAUAGAGAGAGGAGUUCCAGGAACAAACUCUACUGAAAGAAGAAACAGGAAGACCUUUUUUUUUUUUAUGAAACAGCUAAACCCAGUAGAUUUUCUUGGUGGAUUCUCACCCAGAAUGAAAGUAUAAAAGAGAUAUAAUUUGAGGAUGAAAUUAUGUUAAAGUUCUCUUUAAAUUAGCACACCACAUGUUCCCCAAGCGUGCAUUGUCAUUACUGAAGUUGGAAUCUUUCUCUGAUAAUCCUGCAUCUCUUCAUGUGUAAGUUGCAGCCCAAGGAGGAAGAUAAGUAGCUUCUGGGUUAUUGUGAACACUAGCUUCCUCAAACUGAAGGAAGAGAAGGAAGAUGCAAAUGUCAUUUUAGGGUACUGCUUUAAAGGAAUGAUAAAGUGAAUUACAUAGAGUAGGAAAAGUACCCCUUCUAUAAAUGUGUUUCUUUGUCCAAAGCAUGUCUGUUGGCAUGUAUGUGUGAGUGUCAGUGUGUGGGCUGCUGUGAAGAGCCAUCAUACUGCCAUCCUUUCGUCUUUCCAGACAAAGCGUUUGUCCAAAUCUCACUGCCUUUCAGACAUCUCCUGAUGUUCCUGUUCUCCCAUCUCAGCAAGGAGGGCACUGCCUGCUGUGUCUCUGGCCUUGAGAUUCACUAUCUGUGUGAACUCUUCCUUCCUGUGUUUAUAACAACUUGGGGAAGACAGGAUGUAGUGAGGGGUCAGAGAAAAUGCAGAGAGGAACCAGCCACACAGGAGGCAGCAGUGAGGAGGAAACUUACAACUCUAACUGGGACCAAAGUGGAAAACAUGCUUAGUGCCCCUGGUCUGCUUAUGAACCUAGGAUCAUCCUCUAUGCAAAGAGUUUAGGGUCAGGGCUUACCACGAAAAAAGAAGUACAGUUUGAAAAUACUUUUGGGGAAGAAAUCAAGAAAUUUUCACGGACAACUUAAGAAAAAAUGGUUCCAUUUUGUGAGAUAUUACUGAGAAAUAAACUUUUAUUAACUUGCAUCAGACCAUUUAUAGAUGUUUCAUCUACUACUGGGACACAGAUGAAUAACUGGAAUAAAAGGAACACAUUGACUGGUUUUAAAUGAGAGCAUUGUAAGGAAAAUUGUGGCAAGGUUAUACGUCUGCUCAAAGAGAUUUCUUUUCUAAGCAAGAGUUGUUUGGGUGAUUCAGCAUAAAUAGGAAAAUCCCAUCCAAAAAGAGCAUAAACUACUUGUGCCAAGAUGAUUUUCUUCUCUGAAAGAAAAGUAUAUUCAUAUAUUCAUUACUAUAAUGUAUAUUAUUUAUAUAUAAUACUUUUAGAAGGUGAUAAUUAUGCAUUGUAUAUAUGAUUGUGUGCCUUGCAAUAAAACCAAAAUCAUACCUGCUUAAAGUCACAAUAGUCUAUUACUUAAUAAAUCAUUUAUACUCCAA